GCCGCCGCCGCCGCCGCUCUGCUUGGUCCAGCCGCCCGGCCCAGUGCUCUGACUUCGCCCGACCAGGGCGCUCUGCGGAGACACCCUUCCUCCUUGCUGGGGGUCCGGGGCGCCUAGCCCGGCGUGGGGGGAAGCUCCGCUGGCGAGGGACAGGGAGGGAGGAGCCUGGAACCGGAGCCAGCGCCACCCGUCGCCGGAUCAACAAGACAGGACAGGUUGAGGGGCGUCGGGGAAGGAAGAGGGGUGCUAUAGGCUGUCCCGGGGAAGCCGAGCAGCCCUGUCGCAGAAAGCUCCGAUGCACUCUGACUUGUAGGGGGCCUGUUCACAUUUGGGAACUGGUGAUAACGUGGGUGCACUCCUCUCGGGGGGCUGGUUGGAUUGGAGGGCGUGGGAUCUAAGCAGCACCAGCUGUCCCCGAGGAAAUUAAGGGGCAACCAGGAAAAAAAAAAAAAAAAAAGACCGGAUGCUCCUUAUCUCGAGGUGACAGAGACCCUCCAGACAACCACCUGGUGUAUCCACUAGGAAGGGCGGAUUUGGAGGUGACUUCAAAAGGAGUGGAGGGUGACAAGGUGAGGAAAGGGGCUCGGCAGCUGGAACCAUGUACCACUAGAAAUGGGGGUGACUUGGUGAAAAAAAAGUACUGUCCAGACAGGGUCUGGGAACCCCUAAUCGCUGAACGGGGACAGCCUGGGUUUUCCCAGUUUGGGGGGACUUCACUGAAAAAAGUGGGGGAUCCUUUCACUUAGAGGGUGGCAAAGACACUAAGGUUGGGUGCCUUCCUGACAUUGGCAGUGCCCCAGUAGGGAGGGGGUUGAGCUAAUAUAUUCAAAGCUGAGGACCCGCACCCUUUAGGUUACAAGAGUGGAUUUGGCAGGAGUGCGGGUCCCCAAAAUAGGGUGGAAAGGUGCCUGGGGGUAUUGGAACCACAUCUUGCAAAUUUUGAGGGUCUCGACUUUGGCCUAAAGAAAGUGGGGACAGGGGCGGUGGAGAACAGGGAAGAGGGCAGUUUCCAGUAGGAGGCAAAAGGGCAGGGUGGGGUCAACACAUACGUAGGCUGCUGGGUCCGGUGGAGCUAGCACGGGGCCCAAGGGUGGGAGCUGGCAGCUGGCGGCUGGGGGGUGGGGGGGGUCUGGGGCUUAUCCUCAGGUCCCGUGGAUGAGGCGGGGAGUUGGGACCCCAGCGUCAAGGAGCAUGCCCCGGUCAGCGGGCUUCUCUUGAGGAGCCUGGCGCUCCGGGUGCCUGCCGGUUUGGGGGUGUCUCCUCCCGGGGCGCCAUGGCGGCUCUGGCCAGUAGCCUGAUCCGGCAGAAGCGGGAGGUCCGCGAGCCCGGGGGCAGCCGGCCCGUGUCGGCGCAGCGGCGCGUGUGUCCCCGCGGCACCAAGUCCCUUUGCCAGAAGCAGCUCCUCAUCCUGCUGUCCAAGGUGCGACUGUGCGGGGGGCGGCCCGCGCGGCCGGACCGCGGCCCUGAGCCUCAGCUCAAAGGCAUCGUCACCAGACUGUUCUGCCGCCAGGGUUUCUACCUCCAGGCUAAUCCUGACGGGAGCAUCCAGGGCACCCCAGAGGACACCAGCUCUUUCACCCACUUCAACCUGAUCCCCGUGGGGCUCCGUGUGGUCACCAUCCAGAGUGCCAAGCUGGGUCACUACAUGGCCAUGAACGCGGAGGGGCUGCUCUACAGCUCGCCACAUUUCACAGCUGAGUGUCGCUUUAAGGAAUGCGUCUUCGAGAAUUACUAUGUCCUGUACGCUUCUGCUCUCUACCGGCAGCGCCGCUCCGGCCGGGCCUGGUACCUGGGCCUGGACAAGGAGGGCCGAGUCAUGAAGGGAAAUCGAGUCAAGAAGACCAAGGCAGCCGCCCACUUUGUGCCCAAGCUCCUGGAGGUGGCCAUGUACCGGGAACCUUCUGUCCACAGUGUCCCUGAGACCUCCCCUUCCAGUCCCCCUGCCCCCUGAAAUGUAGUCCGUGGACUGGAGGCUCCCUGCCCUUGCAUGGAGCCAGCCACUGCCACAGCCUGUGCCCCAGCCCUGCUCCCCGCCCUGCCCUCACCCCUGCUGCCACCCUCACGCCCUGAGCAGCCAGGUCCCAGCAGGUGCUCUAUCCCGAGGGAGCCAAGGGGCUGGUUGUGACGCCCCGCCCCGACUUCCAGCUCCUGGGAGGAGUUCAGAGAGGAGGAUUCUGAAAAUGGUCCUGGCUGAUCACUUCUUUCCUUCCACACUCACAGCCCCCCAAAGCCUUUUCCCAAGAAGGUGCUGGGUGUUCCCAAACUGACAGAACCAGGACGUAAAUACUCUGCACCCUGGGCUCAGCCAGUUCCGGGAGCCCUAUGCCCUCUUCAUCGCCACUGAGCCAUAGAUUUAUAGGUCUACUGGAGGUCAGGAUUAGUUUCCUUUUUGCCCUACUACACCUUCUGCCUCGUUCUGGACAGGUUCUGGAACACCAGGCACCCUAGCCAGGGCCCUUUUUGCACUAAGGCUCUGUGCUGGAAUGCUGGCAUGCUGCCAGGCUCUGUUCUGGAUCCAUCAGGCUUCUGUCCUUGACCCAGAUGGACCCCUGGUUUCCAAGUAGAGAGAGACUAGAUUUGAGCCCUAUCCAGCUGCUGGCCUUGGCCUGAACUAGGACCAGUCUCAGAUCACCACAGUUUUAACUUUCUUAUCCCAAAGACACCCAAUUCUAGAGCAUGGUGUUCUAGACACACAUGGAGCCAUACUUCCUUCUGAGUCUCGGCUCUAGGACGUAGACCACGACUCUCAGCCCUUCCCUGCAAGAUGGAGCCGGGGCCUAUGUAGCCAUAUCAUCGCUCAUAUAGAGUGAGUUCUAGACCCACCCUCCUACCUUCUCUAGUAAUACCUAUUAAAGGUGCGCCCUGGAAAGAACCCAGCUAUGAUUCACUAAGAACUUUGUUGAUGAAUCAAGAAACACUUCUUGUUUUUCCUAGAUUUUCUAAAAAUCCGAUUCUUCCUAUAGAAUGCUAACCUUAUUUUUACAUGCAGUUUCUAGCUCCUGUAACUCAGCUGGGGUCCUGCCAGGGAAACAGAGUCUGAGGAAGGGCAGAGGAGUCUGGGAAGGAAUCCUUGGCUCAUAGUAGGGAAGCUGGGAUGGCCGAGGGGCCAAACCCAUGGCAUGUUUUGGCUGUGUCUGGGUUGGGGGGACAUGAACACUUAGCUACCUCAGCAGGAAUUCCUUCCAGGUGCCCUUUAAAGCUGAGGUCUCUAAGGUAAUGGAUCUAGAAUAAAAAGAACAAACAGGACACAGCCUUGAUCCCCAGGGCAGAGACCCCAAUUCAGCAAUAAGUUCCACCCCUCUCCCCUAUAAGUCAGGCCAAGGAGGGUGAGGGCCUCUUGGGCUCUAGACCUCAUAUAACCCCAGAGCUUCUAACUUAAUAGAACUUGCUUUACCUUACAGCUUGUAAGUUCAGCUAAGCUUUAGGUACCCCAAAAGGGCCUGACUAGAUUUUUCUGAGAAGCGUGUAGAGCUAGGGGCAGCCCUGAGAAAGAUCAGGAACCCACCAGUGAGCUAGGAGUAGCCUCAGACCUGCGCAGGGAAGACCGAGGAGACCCUAAAGGGAGGGGCUUGGGCUCAGAGGCAGGUCACUCUUCCUCAGGCUCUUUCUCUUUCUCUUUCUGGCUUGUUGCAAGAGGGGUACAUACUCCCCUCGCCCACACA
This is a messenger RNA of Zalophus californianus (California sea lion), 3662 nucleotides long. RefSeq names its product fibroblast growth factor 11 (gene FGF11). Bases 1274 to 1951 code for a protein of 225 amino acids. Gene Ontology annotation, cellular component: cytoplasm. NCBI's taxonomy places the organism in Eukaryota, Metazoa, Chordata, Mammalia, Carnivora, Otariidae. Gene Ontology annotation, molecular function: growth factor activity; fibroblast growth factor receptor binding. The transcript has 5 exons. Gene Ontology annotation, biological process: animal organ morphogenesis; regulation of cell migration; fibroblast growth factor receptor signaling pathway. The record is from RefSeq and is a predicted model, not a curated record.